This is a messenger RNA of Arachis ipaensis, 802 nucleotides long. Lineage: Eukaryota; Viridiplantae; Streptophyta; Magnoliopsida; Fabales; Fabaceae. The record is from RefSeq and is a predicted model, not a curated record.
GCUGCCUACCUCUCUCCCUCUCUCUCUCUCUCUCUCUCUAUCUCUCUCACUCUCAGCUCACCUCGAUUCACCGUCACCACCUAACGUUUGCCGCGCUCUCACCGGAUCCUCCGCGAUGUCUGCUCGCGUCUCACCUCUCCACCAUUUGUGCUCGGCUGCUCGCGUCUCGCGGCGCCUCCCUUCGGCAGUGAGUGCUCGAGCUGCAUUUUGGCUGCUCAUCGUCCGUGGUUGUUCCUGCUUUUACUGCAGCACCCCUAGUUGUCUCUACUCGAUUCUGCCUCUCAGUCUCACUCUAGUCUCGUCUCAGUCACACUGCCGGCGUCUCAUUAUUUGUCAGUCUCGUCGCUGUCAUCUCAACGUCUCGCGGCCUUCCCUGGUAUCCUCGUCGCCGGCAACAGAAGCAACUAGUGGUGUUGUCGCUUUCUUCGUCGCCUUCCAUGUGGUCGUCGUCGCUCGUCGUUUUCUGGUUUCGGAUCCUUGCCCUCUCCGAGUCACCGUGGACCGUGGACUGUUGAUCGAGUGGCGCCAUGAUGACAAAGCGUGUGAGGUAAAGCAUCCCGCCCCACCCAACCAUCCUUACUUCACGUUAACCACAACACGCCGACCACGAGUCCCAGGUGGAAUCGUACCGGAGGAUUUCAUGAACUCCGAGGACUACCUCAAUGGCGAGGACAAAUUAAAGGGCACCAAUAGGCUCCACUUUCUUCCCUCUUUGAGGUGGAAGUGGCUCGAUUCCAUGAUUUCAACGUGCUUGGAUGGCAAUUCCACUAUUCUCUGCCUCAACCAAUGAGAAAGUGUGAAC